AAGUUUAAACUGGCAGUUCGCUGUCGAACAAAAAGGGGCCUGAGCUGACGAGUGUUGACAAAUAUCAGUUCUAGCUUAAACAAGAAACAUGUGUUUCUAGUCGCUGUGUGUGUAUCUUCAGCCAUCAUGUGUCUACCUCCAGAAAAGGCUUCCGAGUUGAAGCAGAUAAUACACAACCAUCUACUCAAGAUGGACAUCCAUGGGAAGAUCCGGGAGGUGCUGGCAGAGACUGUAAAAGAUGAUCAAGGCUCAUCGCAUCAACCUCUGUCUGAGGCCGACUUUGUCCGUGCUCUUCAACGCAGGGGCAUCAUUGACAACGUGAUGAAGGACCUCCACUUCACCCAGGAAACUGCUACAAAUAUUGGGCCAGAAUCUCCUCCCAAGCCUGCUGCUCAUUACGCUGACCAAGAUAGUACUCAUAUUAAAAAAACUAAUAUUGAUCCAUCGAGGCGAUACCUUUAUCUUCAAGUGCUUGGAGGUAAGGCCUUUCUAGAGCACCUCCAGGAAUCAGAGCCUUUACCUGGUCAGGUGUGUUCUACGUUUACACUCUACCUGCACUUCCGCAACCAGAGGUUUCGCUCCAAACCGGUUCCUUGUGCCUGUGAACCCGACCUGAAGGAGGGCUUCCUUCUAGAGAUCCACAGGGAUGGCUUUGGAGAUGGCAGUAAGAUGGUGGAUGCAACAACCAUGCUGUCUAUGUGUGACCCAGUUCACAUGGUGCUGAUCAAGACGGACACUUCCAGUGAAACAACACUGGUCUCGUCUUACUUUCUGGACUGGAGGACAGUCCUCAGCUCGCCCAGCUGCAAGACGUGCUUUGCUGUGGAACUGAUGGGAGUCGGAAGUGAAAGUAAAAUCCCAGCAGGUGUUCUGACUGUCAGUCUGGAGCUCUUCCCUCCUCUUCCAGAGACGUUGAACACUGAUAUCAUCAGCACACAGCAAUCACUGGAGAGGCAGAGGACAGCGGAGAAGGAGAGGCUUUUCUUGGUAUAUGCCAAACAGUGGUGGAGAGAGUUCCUGGAGAUUCGAUCGUCUCACCAAUCCAAACUGGUCAAGAUCUUCGCCCAGGAUGAGAAUGGUGUGAACAGGCCGGUGUGUUCCUAUGUGCGUGUCCUUCGGGCUGGCCGCCUGCUGGAGAGCCCUCGGCAGGCCGCCCGAUUCAUCAGCCUGCUGGCCCAUGAAAGGGCUCCAGUGGUGGGAGGAGGGGGCAAGCAGGAACAGUGGUGCACAUUAAUGGCUUUCCUGUGUAGAGGCAAGGGAGACUGUGAGGACCAUGCUAUUCUGCUCUGCAGCCUCCUGUUGGGCUUCGGGCUGGAUGCAUAUGUGUGUGUGGGCACCAAGGCCAAGGGUGGUCCACACGCCUGGGUCCUGACACGUGGUACUGAUGGAAGCAUCACUUUCUGGGAGAGUUUGACAGCACACAGAUAUCUGCACCAGCCCAUUGAUCCAGAUGCUCCACCUCUGGCCCUGCAACCAAAAUCCUCGUCUCCCUACCAGACCGUGGGCUGCGUCUUUAACCACCAGACCUUCCUGGCCAACUGCCAGCCUUCUGAUGCUGUGGAGCUUUGUGUCUUUGACCUCCAGAAUCAGUCACACUGGAAGGCGAUGAGCGAAGAAGCUCUGAAGUCUGUCUGUGCCCCAGGCUCCACCACCUCUUUACCCCCUCUGCCUCCUCUUUGUGCCCCAUCUCUGGAUCCUGCUGUGGUCAGCAACCGUUUGGAGCUGGAGAUGCGCUUGCUUGUGUUGGAACACAGAAAGGAUCUUGAUCUGGCAACAGUGUGGGACGACCACCUCUCUUACCUGCUGUCCUCCGCCCUGUCGGCCUAUGAAAUGGAGCGUUGUACAGGCGUCUCCUGUGGCAACGAAGAGUUCCAAGACGCAGUGAGGAGGGCCGUACCGGACGGACACACCUUCAAAGGGUUCCCCAUUCACUUCCUGCACUGCAAUGCUCGCAGAGCCUUUGCCACCUGCCUCAGGUCUCCAUUCUGUGAGGAGAUAGUAUGUUGUCGUGGCGACCAUGUGAGGCUGGCUGUUCGCGUCCGGGUGUUUGUGUAUCCUGAGAACGCAUGCGCAGUGUGGAUGAUGUUUGCCUGUAAAUACCGUUCUGUACUCUGACCUACAGACAGAUGAUACAUUAAACUAAAGCCUUAUGUUGCACAUGGACCACAGGGAAUUUUGUUAAAUCCCUAGAAUGACCACAACGACUUGAUGGCCCACAGAGCACAUGGGUCCACAAGAAAACUGAACUAAUAUGGAAUAAAGUUAAGGAAGGAUUUUGCUCUGACCUUUAUUUUGUAUAUCACUAAAAUCUUCAUGAGUAAAAACUUUUUGUGCUAUUUGUUUUUGCAAAUAAACUGACAUUUUUCGAA
This is a messenger RNA of Girardinichthys multiradiatus, 2369 nucleotides long. It is a transcript of the gene cep76, whose product is annotated as centrosomal protein 76. The record is from RefSeq and is a predicted model, not a curated record. The coding region runs from base 127 to 2115 and encodes 662 amino acids. Lineage: Eukaryota; Metazoa; Chordata; Actinopteri; Cyprinodontiformes; Goodeidae. The transcript is spliced from 13 exons.